Molecule: messenger RNA, 8114 nt
Organism: Micropterus salmoides (largemouth bass)
Lineage: Eukaryota; Metazoa; Chordata; Actinopteri; Centrarchiformes; Centrarchidae
Gene: raph1a
Product: Ras association (RalGDS/AF-6) and pleckstrin homology domains 1a
Exons: 20
Coding region: 311-4750 (1479 amino acids)
Biological process (GO): signal transduction
Cellular component (GO): cytosol; plasma membrane
Source: RefSeq, a predicted model, not a curated record
UGCUUUCGCCUGCCUGUAACUUGACAUCAGUGUCAGCGGUGUUGGGAUUCAGUGAGGCAGCAGGGGAAAUCUGGGAAAUCUGGGAUAUCUGGGAAAGCGGAGUCGGUGAAACCCGGGACUAAACCGGAAGAAAUCCCGACGAAGCCUUGACCGUUGCACCGCGGGGUUUCCCAGCGGACACAUCUCCGCUGUCUCCCCGCUGCUGGCUGCGGGUUUUCUGCCUGAAAUCUCCCAGGAUCCGCACAGGUGAUUGAAUUCAUCCACUCUGUGCCGUGUUUGAGCUGGACUGAGCACUGUUAGCAGACCAAAGAUGGAUCAAUUAUCAGAUGAGGAGGUGGAGGUCAGGGAGGAAGAGGAGGAGGAAGAGGACGACAGUGAUAAGGAGGACAAGGACUUGGAUAAGAUGUUUGGAGCCUGGCUGGGAGAGCUCGACAAACUCACACAGAGUCUGGAUGAUGGCCGCCCUGAGCAACCCCCACAGCAGAAAGCUCCUCUCAGACAAGAGACCAACAUGGCCAACUUCUCCUACAGAUUCUCCAUCUACAACAUCAACGAGGCGUUGAAUCAGGGGGAGAACGUGGAUCUUGAUGCUCUCAUGGCUGAUCUUAGCUCGAUCGAACAGGAACUCAGCACCGUCAACGCCAAACCCAACAGCAUUGGCAGCAUGGCUCGCCUGGGGUUGACCGACACCAAGGUCCGUCAGAAGCCUCCAGCAGGGCGCAGCGGCAGGCAGCAACCAGCAGGGAGCAGCAGUGGUGGUGGUGGAAGCAGUAGUAACAGUGUGAGUGGUGGGGGGGGCAGCAGCGGGGCGAGCAGUAGCAGUAGCAGUACUAGAGCCUCACCCGCUGGCACCAUCAGAGCUUCCGCUGGGCAUCAUGGGAGACCGGCGCUGGCUUCUAACUUCAGUCUUGACGACAUCACUGCCCAGCUGGAGAAGGCGUCUCUCAGUAUGGAUGAAGCUGCUCGGCAGACCUCAUCCCACUCUCUUAGCUCCGCCUCCUCCUAUACAUCAGCCACAAUGCGGCGGCCUGGAUCCUCUCAGCGCCAACAUCGACGCACAGGAUCAGUCGGCACAGUCAGUGAACAUGAGGCGCGUUCAAUUGUUCAGUCCGCGCGCUCCUCCGUCACCUCAGCCUCCAGGGUUUCUGUUAACUCUGCUUCUUCCAUGGACUCAUUGGACAGUGUUCUUCGCAGUGAAUCAGACAGUCAGCAGUCUUCAGUUAUGCCCUCAGCUGAAGUAGCCGUUCACGUUCAUCACAACACAGAGCACUCCUAUCUGGACAGGGAAACCUCUCUGAUUCUGAGAAACAUAGCAGGGAAGCCUUCCCACCUGCUGACCAAGGAGGAGCAGGCUGCCAAGUUGAAGGCAGACAAUAUCAGAGUCGCCCUGGAGAAGAUCAAGGAGGCCCAGGUUAAAAAGUUGGUGAUUCGCGUUCAUUUGUCAGACGAGAGCUCAAAGACCAUGAUGGUGGACGAGAGACAGACAGUCAGACAGGUUUUGGACAGUUUGCUCGAGAAAUCUCAUUGUGGUUACAGUCCAGACUGGUCACUGGUGGAAAGCAUCAACGAGCUGCAGAUGGAGCGGAUUUUCGAGGAUCACGAGAACCUGGUGGAGAACCUGCUGAACUGGACCAGAGACAGCCAGAACCGCCUGAUGUUCACCGAACGCAUCGAGAAGUAUGCUCUGUUCAAAAACCCACAGAACUAUUUACUGGGGCGGAAGGAGACAUGUGAGAUGGCUGAAAGAAACAAAGAGGCUCUGUUAGAGGAGUGUUUCGGUGGCAGCUCAGUGUCUGUCCCCGAGAUGGAGGGAGUGUUGUGGCUGAAGGAGGAUGGGAAGAAGUCGUGGAAGAAACGCUACUUUCUGCUGAGGGCUUCUGGCAUCUACUAUGUUCCGAAGGGAAAGGCCAAGGCAUCCAGAGACCUGGUGUGUUUUCUCCAGUUGGAUCAUGUUAAUGUCUACCACGGCCAGGACUACAAGAGCAAGUACAAGGCUCCUACAGACUACUGCAUGGUGCUGAAGCACCCUCAGAUCCAGAAGAAGUCUCAGUACAUCAAGUACCUCUGUUGUGAUGAUGUCAGAACCCUCCAACAAUGGAUCAACAGUAUCCGCAUCGCCAAGUACGGGAAGCAGCUGUACAUCAAUUACCAGGAGGCAAUGAGGAGGACGGAGGCAGCCUACGAUUGGUCCUCCCUCUCCUCUUCCUCCAUCAAGUCUGGAUCCAGCUCCUCCAGCCUGCCAGAGUCCCAGUCCAACCACUCCAGCCAAUCAGACAGUGGCGUAUCAGAGAUGACAUCAUCAGGCCACACCCGCUCCCAGAGUGUUGUCAGCUCCAUUUUCUCUGAUGCCUGGAGAAGAGGAACGCAAGGAGAGAUGAUGAGGAUCGACCCUAUCAGUAGGCCUAUCCCUGUCCAGAUACCUUCUCUCUCCCCGCAGCCCCUCCCUCUCUCUCAGACCCCACCCUCCCGGAGCAGCUACACAGAUGGCCUCGUCCAAUCUGAGGAUUCGUCCCCGUCACCGCCCUCGCCUCCUCCACCGCCACCUCCCGCCAUCGCAAGUGUGGCCCAUCAGCCAGCACCUACCUCCUCAUACAUUAAGUACAGCACACUGGCUCGCCUGCAGAGCCAAAACCAAUCUGGGACACAGCUGGCAGGAGCCACCUCUCCUGGCCUCCUCACCCAGUCUACCAAAUCCAACUACAAUACCCUCCCAGCUACUUACAGCACCUCCCCUCCACUACCACCGUCUCCUCCCCCUCCUCCUCCACAGACGGUGCCGGCUCCUGGCUCAGCCAUGGCCGCACUGAAAUUUGGUCCACCAAGCCCCUCUGCUCUCCCACCACCACCCCCACUGGAGGACGACUUGCAGGAGCCCUUCUACCUCCCGCCUCCUCCACCGGAGAGCCUGGAGACCAAUGGUUUGCCUCCCCCUCCCCCGCCAGAGCAUAGCACCAACUCCUGCCCUCAACUUUCCAACAGCGGUCUUCAGCAGUUCCUGGCACAGAAGUUUCCCAACAUGGUGUACGACUUCAACACAACAGUGGCUGAGGAUAAUUCUCCUCCCUUUCCUCCACCUGAACUUUCUCCUCCUACCUCCCUACAAGUUCUGCGGCCCCUGUCUCCCAAUGCACCCCCACCUGCACCUCCCAAAACUUUCACUGGUGGUUUUCCCCCUCAAACUGCUCCCAAACCCUCUGGUCCCUCUUCCCUUCCAAUCGCCCUCUCACCUGUGUCACCAACACAGCCCCUCAGCAGCCACGGACCAGUUAAAAAGCAGCAAAGUUUCUCAACAGGACAUUCUCCAAAUCAACCACCUCCCACCCUGCCAAAGCAGCACAGCCUCUCCUCCAAAAACCUUGCCCUCUCUCCCUCUUCUUCCUCUUCUUCCGUCUCCAUCGCGGCUGCUACCUCCUCUUUGGUCAAACAGAUUGUCAAUCAGUUCCCUGGAAACUCUCCUCCUUCCACUCUACCUGCCUCCAACUCAAUGGAAGGAUCUAAAUUCACUGCUCCUCAGUCUCCUCCAGCGGUCAAGGCCAAACCGAAGUGGCAGCCAGGAGGCGUUGUGGCUCCACAGUCACCAGAGUUCCCCCCACCUCCUCCUGACAGCUCCAUAGGAGAUUUAAAUCUUCCUUCCUCUUCAUCCUCCUCCAAGACAGGUUCCCCCAUAAAGAAGUCACCUUCCUCCUCAUCCACAGGAUCCACGAAGCGGGGGCCUCCACCAGCCCCACAGAGAGCCUCCUCCAUCAGGUGCAGCUCAUCAGGUGAGAGCCAGGACGAGAGGCCAAAGAAGGUAGAAAGCCUGGUCAACAAGUUUGGCCAAGCUCCUCAAACAGGCACCUCUUCCAGCUCCUCGUCAGUUACUGGGUCUCCUUCGAAAGAUUCCUCUGCGCUCCCUACUCCGCUCCCUAAGCCGGGGAAGCUGAACUUGGCGAACCUCCCGCUGGCGCUCCAGGGGCUGCAAACGGGCCAGCACCAUCAGCCGUCUGAGUUCCCAUCCCCUCCUCCCCCACCCCCCCCUUCUCAGCCUCCUCACCUCGACUCAUCACCUGACUACUUCCCGCCUCCUCCCAGUGACUUUGAGCUUUUCCCUCCCCCCCCCCACCCAUCAGAGUUCCAUCACCCCCCAAAGGUCGCCGUGGUGAACCCGCAGCCUCAGAUGCAGCCACCUCAACAGUUGGCAACAUCCUCCUUGUCAUCGUCAUCAUGGAAACAAGGCUCACUGAAAAAGGGGGCAGUCCUGCCUCCAACACUGAACCGGCGGACCAGCAAUACCACCCAGUAUGACAACACAUCUUCAAUGCCCCUCUCACCGCCUCCCCUGUCUCAGACCCCACCUCCCUCCCUGUCCUCUUAUUCUUCCUCUUCUCCCAUCCCUCCAACCUCCCCGAAAUCACCAGGGCCGAGCACCCUGGCACUUAAGCCUCUCUUCCUGGAAGACCUCAACCGCACCCUUAAGAGGAAGUCAGUGUCUCGCCAUGGCUCACUCACAUCUUCCCACCUCAUCUCCUCCUCUAAGAUGGAGCCUAUGGGCACCAUGGACGACAUGGCACUGCUCCCGCCUCCUCCCCCUGAGCUCCUGCAGCAGCAACAGCAGGGUGUCAGAGGACACUCCCACACUUUAUCUCGCCACCACACACACUCCCACUCCACCAAACAUGCCAACAUCUCAGGCUAUGCAACGCUGCGGCGAGGCCCACCUCCCGCUCCUCCGAAACGGGACCAAAGCACCAAACUGACCAGUGACUGGUAGGAAACAAUGACACUGGGGUUGAGCCUAAAAACUGAACUGACCAUUUAGGUCUCAUAGUUCCUGCAGAGAAGAAAUAAUCAGUGUCUGUCUUGACUUGUCUGUCUCUCCUCAUCCUAAACCAUCCACCCCUGGAUUCCGAGCAAGUAGCAAAUUGUCUUUCCUACUCUUAAUCUCAGAUUAUGAUUGUUCCUAUAAUCCUCAUUAUUACUAUCAUCAUCAUUAUUACUAUCAUUACCAAUACAUGUUAAUCCAAUGACAUGAGUAAAAAUAUAUAUAUGUAUAUAUAUAUAUAUAUAUAUAUAUCUCUGUAUACAAGCAAGCCAGAAAAAUCACCAAUCAAGCUUUUUUCACAAUGUCUGUGCAGCUUUGCAUUGAAAUAUACAAAAGACGAGACUUGAACGACAACAGCAACAGAGACAAUUUGCUGCAAAAUAACUGGUACUGCAUGGAGCCGUGGCAAUGGAAGUAACGUUACCGAUGAAGGGAAGGAGGGAUUAACGGAAGGAACAAGAGAUGCAAAAGUGUUGUGUAUAAAAAUUUAUGUUAUGAACUAGGGGGUGGGAGCAAUGCCAUUUAUUUCAAACUUUUGUGUGUGUUUUUAUAUAAGAUUAUUUAAUACUGGAAAGAUAUUAUAAUUAUUUUAAGAAGUGUCAAAAGAGAAUGAGUUUGACUGGACGUGGGUCUGUAUUCUCAAAAUAUGUCAAAAUGUUGAUCUGGGUUAUCAAACUAGCAUACAGCUAGUUUUACUGAGUUUAUAUUUGGAUCGUUUCAUCAAAUCAUAUAUUUACAUUUAGAUGGCUGAUUGGUUGGUGAACAAGACGGGAUAAGACUUAAUACUUAAAUGCACAGUAAUUAAACAAACAGUUGCUGUCAGAAUCAGCCAAUAAGGCUGUGCUCAGAUUACAGAUGUUUUGAAAUCCUAACCAGUUUUAAAAAUCAAAUUGCAUCACAGAUUAUAAUUAUCACACCAGAGGGAACUACACAUCAGUUACCACUUCCUCCCUUCACUCUGUAAAAUUAGAUGUCUUGGGGGCCAUCAGGAUAGAUCCGACAAGUCUAGACAUGCCUUUAAUUCAACUCAGCUGACCAAAUAACACGUUUGUUAAUAUCAAUCACUUUUGCAUUAUUAGGACUGUCCCACAGAGACUCAACCAGAACCUCCUUUAAUCUGAGCUCAGCUUUAGCAUGUCACUCAAUCAGCAACAAAAAGAGAAUACUUUGGACACACUGUGGUGACAGACUUGAUACCACUUUAUUUAAACAGACUCUAUUCUGUUAAUUCAUUAGUAAGUCAGUUAAAUAGGUAAUUGUUUGAUAUCUAGUAGACCAAGCUGCUAGUCAGCUACAAUGAACUGAAGGUGAUCAUCAAUUUGCUAGUUAAUAAAUCAGCCACUUCUUUUUCAUCUUAACACUGGCCAAUCAUUUUGCUAAUUAAAGGUGUAUGUCCACUUAGCAUGUUAAAUGAUCAGAGAAGCCCAAGGGAUGCCCUGGGAACAAGUGCCUGAAAAACACAAUGCUCAAACUGCUCACAGGUGCGCGGUGACAUCAUACCCCGCAGGAACCUUUGACUGUAACUGUGAUGUCAACCAUUAGCUUUCUGACAUUUUGAAGCCAGGAGUUUACCAUUCACACACUGCCGUCUUUGUCAGAAAAUCCAAAUUUGGGCAAAUACAAGGAAGCCUGGGAGGACAACAAGCAGCAACUAGCUAAGGGCGAGAGUGAUAGGCUUAGACAACUGUCAGGCGAGAGAACCUACUGGUCUUCAGACCUUAGUGUCUCAUUAAUGGAUCAUCAUGACAGCUGGUUUUGGAGCAGGUUGAGGUACAAUUGUUAACCAACACUUACACUUCAUUGGUAAUAUAAAAGAAAAAAAUUUAAUAAAAGAUGCAGUGGCGGACAUUAGUGCCCAUGCCCAGAGGCCUCAGGUAUUACAGGAGUCUCUUUUAUGGUUGCGACACCAUUGAGCUCCAAUAUCCAGUUUUAAUUCUUUAUUUCUUACUUGGGGUAACUUCUGUGUUUUGGCUCAGUUUCUGGUGUUGUAAAGAACAACAUUGUUUGUUAUUGCAAGUUCAAACUUCAGUUUCCUCUUCUAUGAUAGGUAUUUUAAUGAAUGAGUGACAAAGACCAAGCCUCUUCUAAUGUUUUUGCCAAAUUUCAACCAGAUUUUAAGAUAUUUGUUUAACUCAUUAGUUGAUUACGGGAAAUUAAUCUGCACCAUGUUUUGUAAUUAUUUAAAUAACUUUUUUAAGCAAAAAUCUCAAGAUUCACUGGUUGGAGCAUCUCAACUUACUGGUUUUCUUAAUCAAGUGAACUCUAGUGAACUGAAAACCUUUGGGUUUUAGACUCUUUAGACAAAAUGAUCAUUUUAAAUACAUCAACUUGGGCUCUGGGAAAUUGUGAUGGAGAUGUUUCACUACUGCUUGGGGAUUCCCACACAAAAAAUGAAGAGCUAUAUAAAUAAAUAACAGAACCUGGCGUUAGGAGGCAGUGACAAGCACUGUACAAGCAAGUGGCACUUCAAGUAUGCCUAAUGGAUACACCCUGAGUCACUUUGGGAAUUAGCUAUCUAGUUAGCUAGUAAGUUGGUACAUAAGUAUUCUGGUUUUUAGCAACACAUUUGAAAAAGUGUCUGUGUUAGUCAGUUAGGUAGUUAUAAUCUCUUAUCUUUCAGUUGGGCGGGUACGUCAGAUUAGAUUAGCCAGCUGGAUAAAACCAGUCAGUUAAGUAGUUAGCUAGUCUGCAGCUCCAUCCAAGCGCCCUUCCACACUCUUAUAGUUACAGAAACAUAAUUUUAAAGAAGUGAAAAACUGUGUCCAGAUCAGCUGAUAAAGACUUUCUACAUACAUUUUCUGGUCAUAGUUACAUACUUAUUAUGUGCAUCUGAACCUAGGUCUGUUUCUACCAUCCUGUUUUUAUCAUCCUUGCAGUCACUAGAUUAAAAAUGAUCUGCAUGACAUGUCACCACCAGUGCAACAGUACAGAUGCCAAAAAUGUGAUAUUUCUGCCCCAGUUUUGAUUUUUAAUGUGCAGUCGUUUCUGUUGUUGAAGUACUCAGAUUUAAUUUGAAUGUAUAAUUACAGUUACAAAAUUAUUUCAAUUAAUUAUAACAUCAAAUGUGUCUGUUUUGUGAUAUUGUUGGAGGGGAGAAGUCAACUGAAAAGUACUUCCUGUGUCCACUGCCCUGCAGGAAAAUAAUCACUAGGCCUACAUCAUGGUGUUUUUCAGUGACACUCAAGAACAACAUACAGUUUAAAACUGAUCAAUGUCUUGAAAUGGCUUGCUCAAGGACACCCAGCAGAGCACAUGGCUGUUAUUGGUGUCAAAUCUGCUGUUGCAUUUAAAAUAAAUGAGAAAAUUUGUUAAA